Aureobasidium melanogenum CBS 110374 is the source of this 858-nucleotide messenger RNA. RefSeq lists its product as uncharacterized. Gene Ontology annotation, biological process: mitotic DNA damage checkpoint signaling; nuclear DNA replication; mitotic DNA replication checkpoint signaling. Gene Ontology annotation, cellular component: nucleus; spliceosomal complex. The coding region runs from base 1 to 858 and encodes 285 amino acids. Gene Ontology annotation, molecular function: nucleic acid binding; zinc ion binding. The transcript has a single exon. The record is from RefSeq and is a predicted model, not a curated record. NCBI's taxonomy places the organism in Eukaryota, Fungi, Ascomycota, Dothideomycetes, Dothideales, Saccotheciaceae.
AUGGCAGAUGUGCGCUCGCUGCUGCGUAAUGAGCGCGCCUCGCGUCGCAUCAACCACCCUCACGCAAACUAUUCAGAAUCCGGCAAACUACUAUGCGCCGUCUGCAACGUCUACAUCAAGACCGAAUCGCUCUGGGACAACCACGUCAAGUCGUCACAACAUGUUGCUCGGCUAGACCAUCUGCGCGCAAACCCUCCACCACCCCCGGCACCGACCCAGACUCGUAAGCGCAAGGCUGGAGAGGGUGAUGACGAAGGCAGGAAAAGAGUCAAGGCUGUACCUGGAGGUUUUGUGCCUGAGGGUUUCUUUGACGCUGCUGAGGAGGGCGCCGAUGAAGAUGAGGUUGAAGACGUGGACACAGCACCUGCUCCAUCAAUACCAGACGCCCCUGUCGCCGAACCACAGCCCGUCGCUUCCGCACCGCCCCCUGCAGCGGACGUGAAUGAAGACGAGUGGGCCGCCUUCGAGCGUGAGAUGGCUACCACUCAGGACACUGCUCUGCCUAUAAUCAGCGCAUCUGCGACCAUCUCAGCCGCCCCUGUCACGGCCGAGGAGCUAGCAGCCCAGGCUCGCGAAGAACAAAGCGCACAGCGAACCGCAAGAGAAGCCGAAUUAGAAGCUGAUACCGAGGAUGCUGCACUCGCAUUGCAACAGGAGUUUGACGAGAUGGACGAGCUGGAUGAGAGAGUGAGACGCUUGCGGGAGAAGAGGGAAGCCUUGCGUCUCUCCAGGCAACAAGACACAUUACCAGAUGCUCCGGCGCAGAAUAAGCAAGUCCCACAACAUGAUCAAGAGGAGGACGAUGAUGAUGACGACGACGACGACAAAUUUGAUGACUGGACCUUUGGCGCUAGGUAG